Molecule: messenger RNA, 834 nt
Organism: Fusarium venenatum
Lineage: Eukaryota; Fungi; Ascomycota; Sordariomycetes; Hypocreales; Nectriaceae
Product: extracellular metalloprotease
Molecular function (GO): metallopeptidase activity
Source: RefSeq, a predicted model, not a curated record
AUGCGCCUCGAUACCUCUCUAGCUUGUGUCCUGGCUGCAACUGGUAGUGUUGCCAAAAGCCUUCCAAACAGCCGCUGUGGUGUCUCUCCCCCAAAUUGGCAGCAGAUCCAGGCAUCCAAGGAGCUCGCUGCCCAAGAGGCAACUUCUGCCUCGAUUAUGGGCCUUGGUGACAGCUCCGUAGUGAACAUCAAUAUCUACAAUCACAUUAUUGCUUACAACGAGACUGCUUCUGUCGUCAACGAGCAGAUGCGUCUCCUCAAUGAAACCUACCCCAAGUAUGGUUUUGCCUUUACCGUUUUGAGCAACGACUGGGUUGUCAACGAAAGCUGGGCGGGUCUGGAAGAGUUUGAGACACUAAUGGACAUGAAGGGGGCGCUACGUAAGGGUACCUAUGCAGAUAUUAACCUCUAUUAUGUCCCCAUGGAGGGCGGAUUAUUGGGGAUAGCUGCCCCUCCAAUGGAUAACAUCACAGUGGGCUCUGCAGAGUUCAUCUUCGAUGGCGUUAUAAUUGCCAGUGGUAGUCUUCCUGGAGGUUCUCUGGCCAACUACAACAUAGGAUGGACCAGCGUUCACGAGAUUGGCCACUGGCUCGGCCUCUGGCAUACCUUUCAGGGUGGUUGCAAGGGAGAUGGUGACUUUGUUGAUGACACCCCCGCCGAAGCUAUCGCGUCCUGGGGCUGUCCUAUCGGCCGUAACACUUGUCCAGACCGUCCUGGUGUUGACCCCAUACACAAUUUCAUGGACUACAGCUUUGAUUCGUGUUACACUGAGUUUACCCCUGGCCAGGCUGUUCGCAUGAACAACAGCUGGCGGAGGUACCGUGCUGGUAAAUGA